Molecule: messenger RNA, 1709 nt
Organism: Xyrauchen texanus (razorback sucker)
Lineage: Eukaryota; Metazoa; Chordata; Actinopteri; Cypriniformes; Catostomidae
Product: 3'-5' exoribonuclease 1-like
Exons: 7
Coding region: 217-1239 (340 amino acids)
Biological process (GO): exonucleolytic trimming to generate mature 3'-end of 5.8S rRNA from tricistronic rRNA transcript (SSU-rRNA, 5.8S rRNA, LSU-rRNA)
Cellular component (GO): nucleolus; cytoplasm
Molecular function (GO): 3'-5'-RNA exonuclease activity; nucleic acid binding
Source: RefSeq, a predicted model, not a curated record
AGUCAGUUGCCUGGUACACAUUUAACAAAACUGUAGCUAAUCAGAAGUUUUAAAAUUUUGCAUAUAGGGUAAUUGUGUGUCAUAUCUAUACAAAAUAGACGAGAGUUUGAGACAAGCGUUCAGCGUCGGUAUUCUUCGCUAGGACGAAUUUUACUUAAAAGAGACAGUUUUAUCGCGCGAAAAACACAAAUGAGUGUACCUGAAAUUAGCUAGUUAAUGUCACAACACAUGGAGCCACAGAAAGACAUCAGUCAACCUGCAAAUGAGAUUGCAGCGUCUGGGAAAGAACAAGAGGAACGAUGCUGCUCUAAUACCUGUGAUAAAAAUGAGGUGCAGGAGCCUUCAUCCCCGAAUCAGGGAGAUUUCAGUGACCCGAUAUAUAAGGAGAUUGCGCUGGCAAAUGGCACCAUCAACCGAAUGAACAGAGAAGAGUUGCGGGCGAAAUGUGCUGAACUGAAACUUGACACACGGGGUGUUAAGGAUGUGCUGAAGAAGCGCCUCAAAAACUACUACAAAAAACAGAAACUGAUGCAUUCUGCUGCUGCAGAUGGGAACAGUGAUGUAUACUAUGACUACAUCUGUGUGGUGGAUUUCGAGGCUACGUGUGAGGAGAGUAACCCUCCUGACUACCUACAUGAAAUCAUUGAGUUCCCCAUGGUUUUGAUCGACACGCACACUUUGGAGAUUGUAGACUCAUUUCAAGAGUAUGUGAAGCCAGAGGUUAACCCACAACUGUCUAAUUUUUGUGUAAAACUUACAGGAAUUACACAGAAAAUGGUGGAUGAGGCAAAUACAUUUCAUGCAGUUCUAAAACGAGCAGUUUCUUGGCUACAGCAGAAAGAACUUGGCACAAAGUACAGCUAUAUGUUUUUGACACAUGGGUCAUGGGACAUGGGAAAAUUUCUUUAUACUCAAUGCCGAUUGAGUCGCAUCAGAUACCCAAAUUUCGCCAGAAAAUGGAUCAAUAUCAGAAAGUCUUAUAGAAACUUUUAUAAGGUUCCACGUACUCAGACUAAACUCAUCUGCAUGCUGGAGAAUCUCGGCAUGCAUUACGAAGGGAGUCCCCACUGUGGACUAGAUGACUCCCGCAACAUUGGCAGAAUUGCUAUUCACAUGCUGCAGGAUGGCUGUCAGCUGCGCGUGAACGAGUGCUUGCAUUCAGGGGAACCACGGAGUGUGCCCAUCUCUGCCCCUAUUGAAGGAGCACCAGCACCUCAAAAUCCCAAGAGAAGAGACUAAAAAGAGAAUACAAAAAAAAGUGAAUUCCCGAUGUAAAUGAUCCUCAGUGCUGAAUUAAAACAGAGGGCAUUGAUCAGCCAUGGUGAUCACAUUUAAGUAUAAAAACACUUUGUGUACAUCAGACAAUUUUAGUUUUCUCAAAAUUGCUCCAGUAAUGUGUGCUGUUUUUAUUUGUGACAUAACCUUUGCUGCAGAUGUUCACAUUUAAGUGGAUCAGGGUUCAAGAUCAGCGAGGUGAUGCUGUGCUUUCACCCUCACAGCCAGAGUUUAUGAACUGUAUUUUGAAACCUGUUACUUAGGUACUUGCAAACUGAAAUACAAAGGUUGCAAACAAAACGAAUUGCCUUUAGUUAUAACAGGAUUUUUACAUGCAUGUUGCACAUCCUCGAAAAAACAUUUGCUCCAAAACUAGAAAUGUAAUCCUCUGUAUACAGCAAAAAUGCUCAAUUUUUAUAUUAUGCCAAUAAAUU